Messenger RNA from Orbicella faveolata, 2354 nucleotides. Its product is annotated as monocarboxylate transporter 10-like. Gene Ontology annotation, biological process: transmembrane transport. Gene Ontology annotation, molecular function: transmembrane transporter activity. Lineage: Eukaryota; Metazoa; Cnidaria; Anthozoa; Scleractinia; Merulinidae. The record is from RefSeq and is a predicted model, not a curated record.
AAAAAAUAAUGGCACCGUAAAUCAAGUAAAAAUAUAUUUCUUUCCACAAAAUUGACCGUGAACCAGCACUGGAAAGAAAUCACUUCCACUGGAAAAAAAUAACACUGACAAAACAAACAAAACAGCUCCUAGCCUGUCUCUCGGAACUGGAAUUUGAACUGCAAGUACAUACAUGUACGUCACAAUACGCAACCGAGCUCAUCUUUAUAUACAUUUUGUGAUCAGAUUGAGGGCAAAUCUCUUUGAGCUUCAGUCGCAAAAAGCCUCCAAAAGUGAACUGUCUUUCUCUGAGAGAUUCUUCAUUCCUAUUCACAAGAAUAGCUAUGGCCACAAAAGCAUCAUGAGCAAGUGUGGUCAAAUGUUGGAAUCCAAAAGUCCCCCCUCUCUCCCGCUCCCCCCCGGGUGGUCACACAUUGAGAGCAAGGGUCAUGUUUUUUCUAAGACUACGAUUGAUUUAUCCAAAAACAUGUGACAAAAACAUGUAAAACCGUGCUCUGUGCUACGACAGGCGACAAUAAAACUCUGUCAAUUUCAGUAUUUCCUCAUGACAAAUGCACUGAAGUAGGUUCUUUUGCAACCAUAUUUGGGCUCAAAGCAUGCCCGUGUCGUCACCGUCGUCACGCAACGCUUCAAACGAGAAGAAAUUUGCAUACAAUCUAUAUUUUCGCGCGCCUCUGAAGCUAUGCAAGUUUCAAGUUAUCAAUACUUAAAGUUUCUUUUUUUUUUUAAAUUCUGAAAUCUCAGAUCCAGAUCUGCUAAACUGAACAACGUUUCGGUUACAGAACAGGUCAUUUUGUGCAAUGAAGGACAAGAGCGAAGCAGAAGUUGUCUUGCGCGACGCGAAGCCAGAUGGAGGGUACGGAUGGAUUGUAUGUUGUGGAACUUUCAUCGUUAAUUUUGUGGUGUUUGGGAUCCACAACUCGUUUGGCGUUGUGUACGUUAAUCUACUGGAUGAUUUAGACCUUGGAGAGAUGCAAACUGCAUGGAUUGGUGCAAUGGCAAUGGGCUUAAAUUUCUUCUUUGGUCCAAUAACAAGUGCUCUGUGUGACCGUUUCGGAUGCCGUAUUGUGUCCUUUGCUGGAGCAUUAUUGUCUGUUCUAGGGCUGUUUCUAACAUCCUUCAUACAAGAAGUUAAUAAAAUGUAUGUGACCUAUGGCUUGGUCUGGGGGAUAGGCUCCAGCUUUGCCUUUGUGUCAUCAAUUGUUGUUCUUGGACAGUACUUUGACAGGAAAUUGGCCCUGGCCAAUGGAAUUGCAACAUCAGGAAGUGGAGUUGGCUCGCUUGUGGCAGGACCAGUCAUAAAUUAUUUAUUACAGACAGUCGGAUGGAAAAAUUCCAUGCGUAUUCUAAGUGCCAUUGCUUUGUUGUUAUGGAUUGCUGCACUGUUUUUCAAACCAAGGGAAAGUCAUCAGGAUAUCAUGGAAAGGAAGAUGAAUUCCAAGCUAUUUGAUACAUCAAUAUGGAAGAAUAAAGCUUAUGUCUUAUGGGUUUCUACUGUAGCUUUGUUCCAGUUUGGUUAUCUUGUUCCAUUUGUUCACUUGGUGAAAUAUGCUGAGGAUCUGGGAGUGCCAAAGUCUCAAGGAGCUUGGCUAAUUGGAUUUCUUUCUAUCACCUCGACCGUUGGACGGGUGUUUUUCGGCAAGAUAUCAGAUCUCAAAUUCGUCAACAGAUUAUACAUGUACCAGUUUUCGAUUUUCGCUAUUGGAUUAACAACCCUUCUGUGUCCUCUGACUAGUAACUAUGCAGGUCUUGUCAGCUACGCGUUGAUAUUUGGAUUUUUCGAUGGAUGUUUCGUGGGUCAGGUUGCUGUGAUCACUGCUGAUGUAGUUGGCCACGAGAAGCUCUCUCAAGCGGUCGGAAACAUGUUUGGAACGCUGGCGAUACCCAUGAGCCUGGGGCCCCCUCUUGCAGGUUGGUUACAUGAAGGAUUUGGCUCGUAUGAUGGGGCAUUUUAUAUCGCUGGUUCUGUGGCCGUAUUUUCCUCUCUGCUGCUCUUUGGUGUCGACCGCAUGAUACGAAGUCAGUUUAAAGCAAGCAGGCUUGUCGAGCACAGAGAGACCAAGAACAACGCUUCGUUGAUUAGUGGUGAUAAUGAUAAUUCCUCGCCUUACGACUAUGGUUAUAAGGACACGGAGUCCCAACCGAUGUUAGAAGAUGAAUGUUCUAGUACACAUUUUAACCGGCUGAAAAUUAGCGAGUUUCUCAUGUUUAGUGACAGAGAAACUGUUUUGUAGCAAAGAGUUGGAAUAACUUAUCGAAUCACUUACAUCUCCAGUAGAGGUUAGGCGCGUUAACACUACGCUGGAGGAAUUUGAAAACGGAGCUUUAUUUCUCCCGUAAGGCCUGUCGUCCAC